CAUGCAUUUGCAUGUUUUGGCUGUCCCUACUCAUAUGCGUCAUCCACAACAGUCAACUGCAGGCCAGCAGCCUUUUGUUGGAGGUAUGCCGGGUUUUAUGUUGGUUCCGCAAACUCCGCCACCGAUGCUUCCGCCAACUUCUAUUUGCACCAAUCCUUACCAGCCGCCGCCACAGCCGUUUUCUAUCCAUGGUCAGCCGUUUCAACCACAAACUGGUGCGAUUCCGACUGGCUCUACCACGCAGUAUAUUCGAACUUUUUCUAAUGGUGGAGGAGGGGGUGGCGGUCCAAGCACCAAUGCUAAUGGAGCUCAUAUUAAUGGAUACAAUCCUGCAACCCAUCAACAGUUGCGUAAUCUUCCGCCUCAGCAACAACAACCAGCUACUAAUGCAGUAAAUACUGGAAUUCCACAACAACCUUUUGGACAGCAGCCUGUGUUUAUGGUUGCGUCGGCGAUGCCUAAUUCUGCUGCUCCGCCACCAAAUUUUGAGACGCUGCCACCGCUUAUUGAUCGCCAAUUUCAACAGCAGAUGCCAAUGCCAUCUCAUCAAACUUCGGCAGCCCCGUCUUUGUUGCACCAACAAUUAAUGCAGCAGACGAUUCCACAGAUGCCACCUCCGCAUCUGCAUCAGCAGCCCCCGCCGCAGUCUGCUCCUCCACACCAUCAAUCUCCGCAAUUUCAACAGCAGACUUGUGUGAAAGCGUCCACUAAGCAUUCAAGCUCCGGGUUCUGAAGGUACUG
This is a messenger RNA of Meloidogyne enterolobii, 741 nucleotides long. Lineage: Eukaryota; Metazoa; Nematoda; Chromadorea; Rhabditida; Meloidogynidae. The record is from the annotation of a GenBank genome assembly.